Leptinotarsa decemlineata (Colorado potato beetle) is the source of this 963-nucleotide messenger RNA. RefSeq names its product microfibril-associated glycoprotein 4. The record is from RefSeq and is a predicted model, not a curated record. NCBI's taxonomy places the organism in Eukaryota, Metazoa, Arthropoda, Insecta, Coleoptera, Chrysomelidae.
AUCCUGUGAGUCUUUAAGUUUGGCAUGUCAGAAUCGUCCACUAUGUGAAAUUUUGGUAGGAGUCGACAAACCUAAAAUUUGCCAACUUUCCUGCGAAUAUGAACAACCACAGAAAAUCCCGAAGAACUGUCAAGACGUUAUGAAGAAUGAUUCUUCAAAAAGUGGAACUUAUCUAAUAAAACCAAAUGCAGCAUCUGAGCCAUUUUGGGUUUUAUGUGAUUUGAAAUUGGAUGGAGGCGGCUGGACACAUAUUCAAAAACGAUAUGAUGGUUCACAAGAUUUUGAUUUGGGUUGGCGUGAAUAUAAGUUUGGUUUCGGAACUUUACUAGGAGAGUUUUGGAUUGGACUUGAGAAUAUACAUGCAUUAACAGGUUCUGAAGUUAACGAAUUGUUAAUAGAAAUCACCGGAAAAGAUGGAAAAACUGUUUAUGCUAACUACAAAACAUUCAAAGUUGAUGGAGAAGAUAAUGGAUAUCGACUAUCUGAACUUAAACAUUACGUCGGUAGUGCUGGAGACUCCUUAUCUUUUCAUCUGGAGAGCGUAUUCAGAACUAAAGAUAAUAUAUUCCAUCCCGAAAAGAAUUAUAAUUGGCCAGAAAAGUGCAAGGGUGGUUGGUGGUACAAAAAUGGCUUCCAUAGUAGCUUAAACGGUGCCUUCCUGAAUAACACUUUCAUUCCUAAGAAAAAUGAAGGAUUGUACUGGAGAACAUUCAAAGAUGAUCGAUAUGAUCAUCCCAAAACGAGGAUGAUGAUCCGACCUGCUAAUGACUUCUGGUACGAGCAAAGAAAACAGAGAUUGGGAGAUAUUUCACUUGAAAAUUAACAUAAAAUGAGUUGUUUCGCUGAAGAACGUCUUUCUAAUGUAUUUCUUGAGGCUUCUCUACUGGCUGCAUCAAAUUUAAUAUGUAAACUGUUUACAACUGUAUUCCACAAAUAAACGUUUCCCAGAUCUACACAUCCAUA